Molecule: messenger RNA, 1075 nt
Organism: Racocetra fulgida
Lineage: Eukaryota; Fungi; Glomeromycota; Glomeromycetes; Diversisporales; Gigasporaceae
Source: the annotation of a GenBank genome assembly
AUGGAAUUUCCAGAAAAUUUAGAUCAAUUUGGUGAAACUCAUUACGAACCUAUUUUUCUUUCAGAAUCAGACUAUGAUGAAAAUGAGAACUCACACUCUGAUGAAGAAUCGGGAAGUACAAGUGAUAAAGAGUCUACAUCCAAGGAUCCUAAUAAUUCUCUUGCAGCAAGCAUAAAUGUUCUUAUUGAAAAGCUUCAAAAAUGUUGCUUGUGUCAAGAAAAAUGUAGUGAAAAGGUUCCAUUAACUUUAUUACAGUCUUUGGCAUUAGAAAGUAUUGUUAUGGGCAAGAAAAAACGAUACCAUUCCAUAUCAAUACUUCUUGCUACUUCUAAUCCUAAUCUUCACGAAAAAACAGCAAAAUUUGCUAAAAACUAUCAACUUUCUUAUUUCGUUGAUAAAGUCAAACUUUUUAUUAAGUCGUUUGGUGAUCAAUAUGGUGAAAAACAGGCUGUUCGAAAGUAUACACGUAAAAAGAAAGAUGGACAAAUAACCAUAAAUUAUGAGAAGGAUGAUAUUAUUCUUUUAUCAUCUCAUUAUUCUUACAAUCGCCUUCUUUAUCUUUACAAUUCAAUAAAUCAAGAAAGCUGUAUCAGCGGUUGGACUUUUCGACGAUUAUGGAAAAACGAUGCCAAGCUUAGUAAAAUAGUAAUAAGAAAACCAUCCAAAGAUGUAUGUGAUGAAUGUACUUUAUAUAAACGUGCAUUCAAAGAAAGCCGUAAUAAAGUAGAUGAAGGUCUCGAUGAACAAUUAGUAAAUCAUGUGACAGAUUAUCAGGUGCAUCAAUUUGGCUUAGUAGAUGAAGGAAUUGAUAAACAUUGGCAUGCGAUUUAUACCAAGGGUAAAGAAUCUAAAGAGCCGAAUGAAGUUACUUCGAUGUUGCACCAUUUUUUUGUUUCUGUAACAGGUGAAGCAGAGGAAAUUAACGCUGAACUAGUAAAUUUAUGUCCUCGUGAACUUCCGUCAAAAGGUCUUCCAGAAGAAAAACAAGUAGAUUUUUGGAACAAAAUUCGCCAAUACUAUGAUGUAGUAAUGAGUGUUGAAAAAUUAAAGGGAGGUCGCGCAAAAGAAGCCCAGA